Molecule: messenger RNA, 1338 nt
Organism: Daldinia caldariorum
Lineage: Eukaryota; Fungi; Ascomycota; Sordariomycetes; Xylariales; Hypoxylaceae
Exons: 3
Coding region: 389-985 (198 amino acids)
Source: RefSeq, a predicted model, not a curated record
AGAUAGCUCUUAAGUUAUGUCAUAUUUGCAAGCAUCAUUUUGUAACCUCAGGGGGUAGCUACUGACGGCUAGAAUGUAACCAUCUAUCACCGACAGCUCGUGAUGCUAUGUCAAUCAUUGACAUGAUAGUUAAGCUCAUCUAAGGUUGGAUACUACUUCAGUCGUCCAUAAAAUGCUCGACUCCCCGUCCCGUUCAAUCUGAUCUUACUUUCGUUUACUCACACAUCCACUUCAGCUUCAACUGUCAACCUUUCCUUUCUUGGUCGUUUCUUGUUCUUAAGAGCUGUGCUCGUACCUUCUUUACGCUGUAUUAUUUUGUUCCAUUCGACAACCUCAUUUCAACCUUCUUUAAUUUCAAUUUAAGUAUCUGGUUAUACACUCUUUCAACAUGAAGAACUUCGGUGCUAUCUUGAUGGCCUUGGCCACUGCCGCAUCUUUCGUUGCUGCUCUACCAACCCAGCCUAUUCAGGGGUCUGUCGAAGUCCGCACUCCUCGCGACUUCGCCCUUGACAUAAGAGUCCCCAAGAAAAAGCACCAUCACGGUGCCGCCAACAAUGGAACCGCCUCUGCCCUUGAUGGCGGUGCUAUCAAGAACGGAACUGGCAAUGCCAACCAAGGAGGCAAGGCCGGCAAGAACGGCGACAACAAUGGCAAGAAGGGCAAGGGUCAAGACGGAGCUGGUGCCAGCGCGGACGCUGGUGCUAAUGACGGUGCAGACCAGCAAAAAAGCGGCAACACGCUUACCGAUUUACUCAACGGACUCCUAGCCGGCGGUGCUAAUGGCAACAACCCGCUCGCAGAUCUUCUCGGAGGUGCAGCUGGCGGCGCUGGUGGUGCUAAGGCCGAAAACCCUCUCGCAGAUCUUCUCGGGGGUGUUGCUGGUGGCGCAGCCGACGGUGCUGGUCAGAAAGCUGGUGCCGGUGGUCUCGGUGACCUUAGUGGCCUUCUACAAACCCUACAAGGUCUCUUAGGAAAGAACAACUAAGAGGUUCGGAACUCCUAGGAUGAGGAUAUCUUGUAAAUAAUAGGUCAUAGAGGGAGUUAUCAGGACUUUCCGGGAACGUUACGGCUAAUGACGGGUGCACACGGCUUUGGAUAUUCUAGCAAGUCUAGACAUGUUGAUUUGGUGUAUAAUUAUCACCACCGAAAAACUGACAAUGGUGUCGGAGGUUGGACUGGGGUCUUCGAUCCGCGUCUUCCCAAAAAGAAGUUAAACAAGAACACCAAUAGAAAGUUGUGGAUGUGGCAAACACCUUGUCCUCAGGCUUUUGAGCCUGUGGUUCCAGUAUUCGUGAAUAUGUUCAUGUUCUCUUGUGCUAUUUAUUGUUCGAGUCGGGA